Limulus polyphemus (Atlantic horseshoe crab) is the source of this 1511-nucleotide messenger RNA. Its product is annotated as pentatricopeptide repeat-containing protein 2, mitochondrial-like. NCBI's taxonomy places the organism in Eukaryota, Metazoa, Arthropoda, Merostomata, Xiphosura, Limulidae. The record is from RefSeq and is a predicted model, not a curated record. Gene Ontology annotation, molecular function: RNA binding. Gene Ontology annotation, biological process: mitochondrion organization; regulation of mRNA processing; multicellular organism development. Gene Ontology annotation, cellular component: mitochondrion. The transcript has 10 exons. The coding region runs from base 156 to 1379 and encodes 407 amino acids.
AAUUCGAUGUCUUUCAAUUUAAUUCUAACAAUACUUACUUGAUAAUCUCACCACUUCUUUACACGGCGAUAAAGAGGAUGACGGGAACUCAACAAGAGGAAACGGAAAUUCCUCUCAAAUCGGUUGGACAUCUUGUGGAGAAUUUGUGAAGUAAAAUGGCUACUGCUAUAUCUCGGCACGUGGUCCAAGUAUUUCGAUUACGACCUACAUUUAUUUCAAAUAAAAUAUUGCAGGAUUUGAAAUCAAAGAAUUAUGUUGGGUUUCGAUUGAUAUAUACUGAGCAAUUUCUUGGGAUAGACAAAUACAAAGAACAAAGAGAAAGAAUAAAAAGCCAGUUUGGAAGCAUGAAAGAAAGAUUUCAUGCUCGUAUGACUCAGUAUUUCAAUAAUGAUGGUCAACCUAUGGUGUUUACUGAAGAUCUCAAAAACAUGGUGUAUUUGGCCGAGGACAAAGGAGACGAUAUUGAACUGUGUCUUAAAAUGAUGCAAAGGUUCAAUCAACAAAACAGAGAGCUAAGGUUCAGCACUUUUGUUUUUGGACCAGUUGCAAUGCGAUUGUUCUACUUUUUAGACAAACCUGACAUUGUUCUACAAGCACUGAAUGAUGAGCAACUUGAUGGUUUCUUUGAUCAAAUCACAUCGUAUCAUAUUGCGUUAGACCUCCUGUUUAAGCAUCAGCGUUAUCAAGACCUUGUGGAUUGUUAUGAACAUCUCAGAACGAAACAAUUAUAUGGUACAAAGUUUCCAAGGGAAUGCAUGGUGCUGGUAUUAGCUGCAUGUUACAAGCUGAAUACAACUGCUUCGUAUCAGCAUGCUUUGGAGCUAGUAAAACAAGCAAGAGAGGCUGGGGCCAACAUCAUUCGAAAAGGUGUAGCAUUUAUGGCAGCUUUAGCAGUUAACCAGAAUGAUCCAAAAACGGCUAUGGAGAUCCUAGCUAUGACUCCUCAACAGAAUUACAUUACCGUCAAAAAUCUAAGAAUUAUUACGCUUGCAGAAUUAGAUCGACUAGAUGAUGUGUUUCCAAUUUUACGUAGUAUAGUGGACCAAGAUGUUCCUAAGAUGAUCAAAACUACAAAUGAGAUUUCCCAAACUACAAUGGAGAAGAUUCAGGUUGCUGUGGAACGUUUAGGUGACAAAGAGAUGACCCAUAUUUUUGAACAAAUAUGCCGUGCUCUAAAAGAUGGCGACCAUAUCAAUCCUUCUUCUUUAGAUGACUUACUUUGUACAGCAGUAAAGUCCAAACCUCCUCCACGAGACAAACCGUGGAUAGAAGGAAGCGGGCUUCAUUCAUCGCACCGACCACCUCAAAGUUCUUUCCCUGGUAGUUAUUCACGAAAUACAAUGCACCAAAGACAAGGUCUCAGGGAUAUGGAUGAGUAAAAUUAUUAAAUCAAUGUCCCUGUUGGAAUUGAUAUAUUAGAUAUAUUUCUUGCUUUUGUCAUUGUAGAUACAUCAUACAUGUAUACUGAGAUGUAUGUUAUAGAUCCAUUGAAAUAAAAAAAAAAACUGCAA